AUGAACUUUGGCCCCGGCUACGGAGUGAACUACGACACUGGUGCUGGUACGGCUUCGUUCGGCCCCCAGCACGGCCUGCCCUCGGCGUCUAAUGACACUGUAGCAGAACCCACCACCGACAACUACAGCCACUUGUUCGAGAGCCCGACCAUAGUGGCCAAUAACCCGCCGGCCAACGCCUUCCACCAGCAGAGCUCGUCGGUGGGCUUUGCUGUCGACAGCAGCGCGGCACACGACAUCUCCAAUGCAGCUCAGAUAGUGGUGCAAGCCGCCGGACAGGGACAAUACCCCUGUCCGGCCUGUGGGAAGCAGUUCCCCAGAAAAUGCGACCUCAACAAGCACUUCAAAACCCAUAGCCGCCGCUUCAAGUGCGAGUAUCCGACAUGUACUUAUAGCGAGCAGGGCUUCCCUACUCAAAAGGAGCUCGAGCGGCACAUCAAUGACAAGCACAACCCGAACCGCAAGGUCUUCGCCUGUCCUUACCAGUCGUGCCCCUACAAGUCGCCGCGCGAGUCCAACUUGAAAGCCCACAUGGAAAAGGCUCACAACUACCACUACAUCCGCACGAGGUCCAGGAGGUCUUAUCGAUGCCCCUUCGAGGGCUGCAGCGCUUGCAUGAACGAGGAGGAUACCAGGCAAAGACACGGACAACACGCUCAGGUGCAGUCUGCGAUGACGAGCCCCAUGUAUCCCCGGUACACGCGGGGUGACUUCAUCCUGUACCCGGAAAUGCAAAACCCAAACAUGCUGGCCUACUCACAACCUCAGGCUGGUGUCCUGGGCCAGGGCGGUACUCAGCAGCCGCCUGCAACACCAGACUCUUACCUACCCUGGACCUCUCCGGCAACGCGACUGCAGAACGUCGAGAACAACAUCCAGAGGGUCGACGAUACCAUCCGACCGGAGCAGCAGCAUGGCGUUUUGAUGAGCCCGUUCCCACUCGACCCUCAGCUCUUCCAGGCCCCCAUGGCCAGCACACCCGUCACGCCGACCUACACACCAACUGCCACCGAGCAGCCUUCCACGAUCUUUGCCGCCCCUGCGUACGCCAGAGUCGCGGCAUCUAGGCCGAUGCCGGCCAUGCCGGUCAAGGUUCCUUGGACUGGCUCCUUGGAUCACAUGGAAGCCAAGGGCCAGAUCGACAUGGCUGCGCGGCCGGCCCAGCCCAGCAAACCUGCUUACUACCCAGGAGCCGCCGAGGCGCAGCAGGGGCCGGCGCAGGGCUAUGAGCAGCUGGCCGCUUCGCCUGAGCAGCCGGCGCUCAAGCUUGAGGAAUCCGACAACGACGAGUCGAGCCACGACGAGGACGAGCCGCCGCAGAAGAAGCCCAAGGCAUCCCACGGGGAUGAGGCGGACGACGACAAGGUCCCGUGCCCCUUUCGAGAGCACGAUCCGGUUCACUUCAGCAGAGACAACAACGAGAAGUUUUCUCCCUGUCACUCCAAGCAUGAGAGCAUAGCCAGUCUUGUGCGCCAUCUGAAGAGGCCGGCUCAUCGGCUGCGGUCGGAUCGUAAAUACAUCUCCUCCUUUGACGUGGACGACGACGGCCAACGCUACCCGCGCGCGGGCCUCUGCAAGAGGUGCUGGAAGCCCUUCACGGACGGGCAGCUCUUCGACGAGCACCUCGGCCAGACCUGCACCAAGUCAUCGAGGGGGAAGAGGGAGAAGUACAACCUCUUGCGCGACACCUUUGUCACGGGCGCCGCCCGCCCGGUCUCCAACAGCCUAGAGGUGCCAUCGCCGGCCACCGGCUGGCAGGCAACAGCAGCAGCAACAGCCGACGAGUCCGAGGCUGCCGAGAACGAGCUUCUUCCUCAACAGACCACCGACACGAUCCACGUUGGCGCGGCGGCAAGGAACGCCACACCCUCGGCGGGUGCCGAAAUCAAAGAGAAGAGGUUCCAGGACCUGGAGCAAAAGCUUCUCGCCCUCACCCAGCGCGUCGCAGUCCUCGAAGAGGAAAGGCAGCACAACGGCAGCACAAUCGUGAUCCCGGACGCAGGGCUCCACCUCCCGCGGCAGUUCGGCGGCCUCACGGCGGCAGAGGCCGCGGCCUCCCUCGUCGCCCACACCGCGUCCAGCACGCCUCGGGCCUCGAUCAUCUCGUCGGUCAUCCCCAGCCAACCGGGCCCGCCAGCAGCAGCAACAGCAGGAGGAGACGAGCCGUCGUCGUCGAGACACUACCGCCCGCAGCGCCGCCAGAGCAUCGUCCUCUACGGCCCGUCGGCGUCGUCGUCGUCGUUGUCGUCGUCCAGACUGCUGCAGCGGGGCGACCUGGUCGGCGGCAUGGACAGCGUCCAGAUCGACGUGGAGCCCGAGGACUUCUUCACCGAGGCGGCGCGGACGCUGUCGGGCCUGUCGUCGAGCAGCGACCGGUCCUCGGUCGUGCGGCACGUCCCGCCCCCGACGCUGGACAGCGGGCCGGCGGCCCGGGAGUGCAGCCGCGGCGGCGGCGGCGGCGGCGGGGUCAGCGGCCAGGCCGUGGCGUCGGGCCCGGGGGCGCAGCAGCGCAAGAGGAGGAGGGCGGCCGGGGCGGGGGCGGGGGCGGGAGCGGCCAAGACCACCCCCUCGCCGCGGCGGCAGAAGGUGGCGCCCUCGCUGACGGACUCUGGGUACGUGAGCCGGUGGAGGAACGCGGGGACGACGGUCAAUGACGACGACGACGACGACGACGACGACGAUGGUGGUGAUGACCGCAUGAGCGAUGUGGAUGAGGAGAAAGGCGAUGACGAAGAGGACGGGGGAGAGGACGGGGGUGAGAAUGAGAAUGAGAAUGAUGUUGACGAGAGCGCGGGCCACGAGGCGCGCCAGGACGAGGGGGAGUAUCGGCUGUCGCAGUCUGAUUUCCACGGCACGACGCUGAUGAGUCCUGACCAGGUGGCGAGCAUGUUCCAGUGA
Thyridium curvatum is the source of this 2898-nucleotide messenger RNA. RefSeq lists its product as uncharacterized. Gene Ontology annotation, cellular component: nucleus. The coding region runs from base 1 to 2898 and encodes 965 amino acids. Lineage: Eukaryota; Fungi; Ascomycota; Sordariomycetes; Thyridiales; Thyridiaceae. Gene Ontology annotation, biological process: regulation of transcription by RNA polymerase II. The record is from RefSeq and is a predicted model, not a curated record. The transcript has 2 exons.